Molecule: messenger RNA, 882 nt
Organism: Capsaspora owczarzaki ATCC 30864
Lineage: Eukaryota; Filasterea; Ministeriida; Capsasporidae
Exons: 1
Coding region: 19-621 (200 amino acids)
Biological process (GO): apoptotic signaling pathway
Cellular component (GO): mitochondrion; membrane
Source: RefSeq, a predicted model, not a curated record
CUUUUAUAUUUCGAAACAAUGUCCAAUAAUUCUGACAACGAUUCUGAUCCGACUUUCUCAACCGGCGAGAAAGUUGCCGCCACCGGCGUGGUCGCGGCCUCUGCAGCUCCCGUGGCGGUCGUCGCAGCGGUAAAUGCAGUCGGCUUUGGCGCCGGUGGCAUCGCUGCUGGAUCGACUGCGGCAAGCAUGAUGUCCGCAGCGGCGAUUGCCAACGGCGGAGGCGUUGCUGCGGGCAGCCUCGUCGCCACCCUCCAGUCGGUUGGCACAGUGUCACUGGUCGCUGCAGCGGGUCCGUUGGCAGUCGUCGGUGGUGCCGUUGCCAUUACGGUGCUGGCGGUGGCUGGCUGGAGAAUACAUGCCAAGCAGGCUAAGAAAGAGGCGGACGAAAAGAAGGCGCAAGCUGAAAAGAAAGCGCAAGCUGAAAAGAAGGCGCGGGAUGACAAAGCGGCUCAGGACAAGCUCGAAGCCGACAAGAAGGCUCAGGCUGCAACAGAGACACUGGCCUCGUCCAAAGACUCUGUGGAAAGCGACGCCAAACCACAAGAAGCUGAGACCGAGCCCGCUGAGAAAGAGGCGCAGGAUGAAACAGCGGCUCAGGACAAGCUCGCCACGUCCAAUUAGCUCGGCGUUUCCAGUGGAUGAGCGGCCAGCGCUCCCCCUUUUUCAAUGUGAUUGUUAUGUGUUUAGUGUGUGUGCUUGCUGUGUUUAUUGUGGCGCACAACGCUCCAGUCACAGCAGCGCAAAAAACAAAAAAAAAUACUCCCAAACGCCGACGUUUUGCUCACGUUUGGAGUGUUAGCAUUCAUUGUCGAUUUUCAGCUUGUACCAUGUAUUGUCGAAAUAGUCAAGCUUUCUUGUCCAACAACCAAAACUUCAGUCAAA